AUGAAGAUCUCUUCUAAGUCUAUCGUUAGUCCUGGUCGUGCCAGGGAACCUUCUCAAAUCUCGCUUUCUAACUCUCUUAGUAGAAGAUUGAGAACUAAUGGUAGCAUGAAAGGUGGCCAAGCUUCUCCGAUGUUCCAUACCAAUGGCAAGAAACGUGGCUGUUCCUUUGAAAAUCCUGAACCUUCUUCUCCAAAGGUUACCUGCAUUGGUCAGGUCAGGGUCAAGACCAAGAAACAGGGCAGGAAACUCAGGACAAGAUCUCAGUCUCAGAGAAGAGGUGAGGUAAGUUUUAGAAGAGUAGACCAAACCAAUAGCAGCAAUGCUAACAAUCUUGAACCUAGUACCCAUCAUGAUUUUGCCCACAAUGUAAACAAUCAGUUUCUCAAUCAGCAGCAGCAACAGGAGUGCUUGCCGCACAGGAAUCAGAGAUGGGUACAUUUGCCUUUGACCAUAUGCGAAGCUUUAAGGGCCUUCGGUGCUGAAUUUAAUUGCUUUCUACCCUGCCGCUCCUCCUGUGCGGCAAGCGAGAAAGAAAAGGAGGAGAAGGCUGCAGGAUCGAGCAAUGGAAGCUCUUGUGGGGCCGCGGUAGCGCGGUGGCUGGUGGCGGUGCAAGAGGGAGAAGGAAAGGGAAGAGAGAUAGAGUUGGUGGUUGGGGAAGAUGAAGAAGAAGACAGGGAAGAGAGGACAGAGAGGAGGAGGAGCUACAUGAGGCAUGUUUUUGAGGAGAUUGAUUUCAAGGAAGAGAAACAUGGAGAAGGAAAUGAGGGUAUGCAAGAAGAGGAAGCAAGGUUGAGUAUUUGCAUCCCACCAAAGAAUGCUUUGUUGUUGAUGAGGUGCAGAUCUGACCCUGUGAGAAUGGCGGCGCUUGCUAAUAAAUUUUGGGAACCACCUGUUCCAAAUGAUGAGGAUGAUGAAGACGGUGAAGAUGAUAUAAAUGAGGAAGAAGGAAAAGAUAAUAUAGAGGUUGGAGCAGGUAGUGAUGAAGAGGGGCAAAGACCAGUACUUGAGCAAGAAAUGAAGCAUGAAGAGAAUUUGAUGAAUGAGAACCGGGUUUCUUGUGAAACCGUUGAAGAGCAUCAAAUGCAAGCACAUGAAGCAAUUCUAGUUGUUUUGGAAGGAAAAGAUGGAGAAGAUUGCCAAGAAACCAGCAUAGAUAUUGAUGAUGUGGAGGAAGGGAAUUUAGGGAAGCAAGAAGAGCAAACAGAAAUUCAAGUGAACCAGCGGCAAGAAAUUCUAUUGGAUGGUCCUGCUCCUUCACAAGAAGAAACUGAAGAUCCAGAAAACAUUAAGGAUAACGACAAUGAAGAGGAGUUGCUCCAAGAAAGUGAACAUAACAAAGAGCAUGGGCUCAUCAGAGCAGAAGAAAAUGAGCAAGAAAGAUAUCUCAAUGAUGGUAGUGUGUCCAUACAUCAAGAACAAGAAUCUGAAGAAGCUGGCCGAGAUUUACUAGAAGAAGACCAAGAAGAAUCAAAACCAGCGGAGACUGCUCUAGCAUUAGCAGAAGAAUUUGCAAUACAAGAAACACAGGAAAAGAAAGAUUCAACCUUCAUGCGAGAUGAAGAAAGAAGAGAAGGAGAAGAAACAGUGUGCCGUGAAAGAUCCGAAACGGUCGACCCGAUAACCCAGGAGGGUAAAAUGGAAUUGGGGUCAAAGGAGAGAGAAAGUCAGCCAAUUUUACCAGAUUGCUUGCUGUUAAUGAUGCGUGAGCCCAAGCUGUCAAUGGAGGUAUCCAAGGAGACCUGGGUCUGCAGUACGGAUUUCAUCAGAUGGCUACCAGAGCAAUCAAGGCCCGUCAAGAAAGUAGACGGUGGAGAUGAGCCGAAGAAAAGAACCAGCAUUGACAUUAAUCAUCCGCCAGUGCACAAUAACUUGCAGCAGCCACCUAGGUCUUCAUGUUCAUAUCCGGCUAAGCCGCCGGCUCGAGCGGCUGGCGCAGAGUCUAUGUCCACAGCGAUUGAGCAGAAACUGGUAGGAACCAUGGUUUAUGAGCCGUUUGUUCUAACGCGCUGCAAGUCGGAGCCGAUGAGGUCAGCGGCUAAUCUUGCACCAGCACCAGAGGCUUGUUUUUGGAAGAAUCGGAAGCUGGAGCCGCAUCUUCCGGCUAGGAUUGGGGUUGGCGCGGCUGGGGUUGGGUACUAA
This is a messenger RNA of Hevea brasiliensis (rubber tree), 2139 nucleotides long. RefSeq lists its product as uncharacterized. Lineage: Eukaryota; Viridiplantae; Streptophyta; Magnoliopsida; Malpighiales; Euphorbiaceae. The transcript has a single exon. The record is from RefSeq and is a predicted model, not a curated record. Bases 1 to 2139 code for a protein of 712 amino acids.